Messenger RNA from Aricia agestis (brown argus), 3059 nucleotides. RefSeq names its product gamma-aminobutyric acid receptor subunit delta-like. Gene Ontology annotation, biological process: nervous system process; monoatomic ion transmembrane transport; regulation of membrane potential. Bases 228 to 1718 code for a protein of 496 amino acids. The transcript is spliced from 11 exons. Gene Ontology annotation, cellular component: synapse; membrane; neuron projection. The record is from RefSeq and is a predicted model, not a curated record. Lineage: Eukaryota; Metazoa; Arthropoda; Insecta; Lepidoptera; Lycaenidae. Gene Ontology annotation, molecular function: extracellular ligand-gated monoatomic ion channel activity; transmembrane signaling receptor activity; neurotransmitter receptor activity.
UGUUGACGUUUACGCGAGGAGCACUCGCUCGAAGUUUUGAAUUUUUUUUAAAUUCCAAAAAAGUUUUAUGUUGUGUUUUUUUUUUGUGUAAAAGACUAGUGUAGUUCUAAAAGUACGAGCCCGCGAAGGUUGCGCCCGUGACCGCAGCGCAGUACCGCGCGGCGCCUCGUCUAGUGAUGUCCCCUAGCUGAUAUGAUCGCGACGCGGAGGCCCGAGGGCCCCUAGACAUGAGGACAAUCCUGACGUUGCUCGCGAUAUGUGCUCUCAGUGGUGGGAAUACGUAUUCGCCGAAUAAGGAGUUGCUCGAUUGUGCAAGCCAGAUCCUGUACAUGGAUCAGCAUGCCUACGAGCUGCCCAAAAAUUACAGAAGAAACAUUCCACCGGGUAAAAAUACCACGGUCUACAUAGGAAUAAAUGUAAAUAGAGUGUCUGCUGUGGACGAGAAUAGAGAGGAGAUAACGUUAGACGUGUUCCUACAAGUAUCAUGGGAGGAGCGACGGCUGAGCACGCCCCCUGGGAUGCCCUUCAUCGACCUGCCCUGGGAGUUCCGGCAGCUCAUCUGGACCCCGGACCUGUACAUCUGGCAGCUGCAGACCAUGCGGAUCCUGUCGGUGCUGCAGGAGAUGGCGUCCUUGAGGAUCUAUGCCAACCGCACCGUCUCAGUCAGUAUUGGGGCAACGAUCACCAUCAAGUGCGAGAUGGACUUCGUACUGUACCCCCUAGAUGUACAGAACUGUGCCAUAGACUUUAGUAGUUACAAAUACACGGCGGAGGACGUCCGUUUCGAGUGGCGCGAAGUGGCCCCGUGGCGCGGCGUGAGCGGCGAGCAACGCCACCAGUUCCGCCUCCCCAAAUACGUCGUCACCUUUGUCACAGACAAAAGUAAUCAUAUUCGAAAUUUUGGUGAAGGCGAGCAUUCUGCAGCGAGACUCCAAAUCAAGCUGUCGAGGGAGCUCCGAAGUUAUCUUCUAGAAAGUUACCUCCCUUCUGCGUUGUUCGUGAUAAUAUCGUGGGGCAGCUUCUGCGUCAUUCCCGAGAUCGUGCCUGGCCGCAUGGUGCUGCUGGUGACCACGUUACUGUCACUAGUCACCAUGUUCGAUACAGUCAGGUACACGAAUUCUCCUGACGCGUUGGAGUUGAAAUGCAUCGAGGUGUGGCUGAUAUCUUGCACGUUGUUCGUGUUCUUCGCGCUGCUGGAAUACUUCGUGGUCCUGUUCGGGAUCAGAUACGACAAGAGCUGGAGUCGCCGGCGGCAGGAUAUGCGCCGAGCCGCCUCAUCCGCGCAGCUAGCGCCGCCUAUACAUAUUAAUCAUACGCAGAGACUCAGUACUCCCGUACCGGGGUCGCCACAAGGCAGCGUCUUCUCACCACAAAUAAGUGUCGAAGACGAGGGACUAAAGCAACAAUUUUCGCAUCAAACCAUUCAGAGGUUAUCGGCAUUGGAGCGAAAAAAUAGAAGAAAAAAUAAAGUUGGAUGUGAAACAAGAUCAGUUUGUCAGGAUUCUCCCAUUUUGGACGCGAUACCAUCGAACGAGCACCCAAAAGGAUUCUGCGGGCGCGUAGGGGCCUUAAUGGACAGAGGAAUAAUGUUCUGUGGCGCACAACAUGGAACCCUAGACCGAUACGCCCUUAUGGUGUUCCCCAUUUGCUUCGUCCUGUUCACGAUAGCCUACUGGACAACAUACCUCAGUGAAGCUCACCGUGUCUUGAACAAGUAAACGUGCGUUGUGCCUUACAGACUUUGUACAUAUAAUUAAGUAAAACUCAAACUUCGUAUGAUCCUUUUGUAACCGUCCUCGAAACGAAAUUGUAACUAUUUUCAGUAUUUACGUAUACGCUUCAAAAUAGUUAUCAAUUUGUAGUGUUUUGGAAUGUGCGACGUUUAGAUUAUGUAGGUACUUAAUAAGCAUCACGCACAGUGGCGGACACAUGGCUUUGCGAAUUAACUAAGUUUUUUCUACUGUCACCGAGGGCGUCGCUAAGUGGCCCUCGUAUUUCGGGCCUAGCACCGCCACUGACCACGCCUUAUCGUAGUGCCUUCAAGUUUACAUUUUUGAAACUAUAAUAUGCAAUAUGCAUAUUAAGUAUGUAUUUUGUACUAUAAACGAAACAAUGUGUUUAGUAAUUAGUAAACAAAUUACGAUCGAUGACCAUAGCUUUAAAAUGUUUAAGUUUAAGAAGAGUUUAUUAAAAUGUUACUGACGAAACGUCUGAUUCAUAAUAUAUAUUAUAUUGUAUGCAGUUUGUCUAUGUAGUACCCUUUGUUACGUAUUUUUUUAUUUAUUAAUUAUUGUUAAAACAAGGAAUAUGGACAGUGUGUGAAAUGUGAAUAUGUUUUUCUCUCUCGACGAUUCGGUUCGGUUGCAAAAAAAAUGCUAACAGUUACAGUUUUUAAUAAUAGUUAUAACUUUUGCCACUAGUUGGCGAUAAUGUCGAAACACACGCACGGCCCUAGUUCCUUUUUAUUUUUCAUAUCAAAUAUUUAUUUAAUCCUGUCAAAAUAUUGUUACUUUAGUUUAAAACUCUACGAAUAAUUAAAACUCUAAUACUAAUUCAAGUCUAGUCAUUGCAAGAUAUUAAGUACUUAUGUAUAAUUUAUACGAAAUAAUAUGUUGAACUAUUAUAUAAAUGCAUACCAAAUUAUAUCUUGAAUUUAUAAGUAUAUUAGAAUCCUUUUCGUUUCUAUUUUCGUCUGCCUUAAUAUCAACAAACGGUACUUAAAUACCAACUUAAGGGUCUAAAUUUUUUUUUUCAAUUUUUCUUAAAAUAUUAUAUUCUGAGGAUAAAAAGCAAUCUCCAUUCGCAUAUUUAAAUUCCCUUUGCACCUUUACCUAAUGUAUGGAUAUCUGUCCAUAGUUUAUUAUUAUAUUAGGGCCUUGUCUUACAGUCGCCAGAAGACAGAAUACAGAACUUUCAGAUACGCUAAUUGUCUGUUAUAGGGCGAUUGUAAAAUGGGUCUUAAGUUUAUUAAUUAAUAAAUAAUAGGAUGGCCGAGUCAGUAUUUGAUGUAAUUAAAUCACAGAUUAUGUAAAUAAUGAAUAAAAGACAUUUAUUUUAAA